GAUUUGAGUGAAGUACUUGACGCCCUUUCUGUGAAUAUUCAAAGGAUUGAUAAAGAUGUAGCCAGAUGUGACCGAAACUACUACUAUUUCUCUAAAGGUAUUCUUGAUAUAUCUGCUAAUCUCUAUCGUCUUCGUACUAUCAUGUGCACAUGGAUCUGGCAGCACAUGAACAUAGGAUAUGUUCAGGGAAUGUGUGACCUGCUGGCUCCACUCCUAGUGGUUCUUGAAGACGAAGCCCUGACUCAUGCUUGUUUCUCCCAACUCAUGGUAACCAUGUUGAAUAACUUUCCUUUGCGACCUUUGAAGUCGCAGACAACUUUGAACCAAUUUUUGAAUGUUUUGGAUCCAGUUCUUGCGGAGCAUAUGCAUUUAAAUGAUGAAAACUCUCAUCUCUACUUCUAUCGAUGGCUCCUAUUAGAUUUCAAAAGAGAAUUCAAAUAUGCCGACGUUUUCCUUGCCUGGGAAACGAUUUGGACCUCUACUCGCUUGGUCUGUCCGGAUUUUGAAAUAUUCAUUGCAUUUGCCUUGAUUCAGUAUUAUCGCGAUAUAAUUCUCUUCUACUGCCUCGAUUAUACAGACAUUAUAAAAUUUUACAACGAGAGAGCCGAACAGCAUGAUCUACCGAGAUUAUUGGGUUUUGCAAGAGAUCUAAUCUAUCGAUUGCAAACAUUAAUCUCGUCCAUCAACCCCAAACCAUCUUCCCGCACCAAAACUCUUCUCCCUGAGCAUUAG
This is a messenger RNA of Rodentolepis nana, 732 nucleotides long. Lineage: Eukaryota; Metazoa; Platyhelminthes; Cestoda; Cyclophyllidea; Hymenolepididae. The record is from the annotation of a GenBank genome assembly.